CAGGCCCAUAUUCUUUCUAGAUCAGAUCCAAUUGUGGCUGCCCAGUGGAUCCCCUGGGUACCACUCAAUGGGGCCCUGUAUGCAGGGUUUACUAGCUCCUCCCUAUCCUCGGCCCCCAUUGGCAGCCUCGGUCUGCAGCAGACUGCGCCAAGCCCACACCCAGUUCUCUCUGGAGGGAGAAUAAGAAGCCGCUCUGUCUACACUCCGGUUACUCGGACACUGAAGCCAGAGAGAACUCCAGCAGCAAAAGGUGACCAAGGAGCCUCCGGGAUGUCUGAGCUGGAGAAGGCCAUGGUUGCCCUCAUUGAUAUCUUCCAUCAGUAUUCCGGAAGAGAGGGUGACAAGCACAAGCUGAAGAAAUCAGAACUUAAGGAACUCAUCAACAACGAGCUGUCUCACUUCCUGGAGGAAAUCAAGGAGCAGGAAGUGGUUGACAAGGUGAUGGAGACACUGGAUGAAGACGGGGACGGGGAGUGUGACUUCCAGGAGUUUAUGGUUUUCGUCUCCACGGUGACCACAGCCUGCCAUGAGUUCUUUGAACACGAGUGAGACAAGAAAGAAAAGAAAAAAAAAAUAGCUGAGCCGCUGCAGCAGACGUGACGGUCACAAGAGGAGGCUCAGCAGAGGCUCGUGGGCUUGAUGUACCUGAGCUUUCUAGA
Arvicanthis niloticus (Nile rat) is the source of this 659-nucleotide messenger RNA. It is a transcript of the gene S100b, whose product is annotated as S100 calcium binding protein B. The record is from RefSeq and is a predicted model, not a curated record. Gene Ontology annotation, biological process: positive regulation of cell population proliferation; positive regulation of canonical NF-kappaB signal transduction. Gene Ontology annotation, cellular component: nucleus; cytoplasm. Gene Ontology annotation, molecular function: zinc ion binding; calcium-dependent protein binding; S100 protein binding. NCBI's taxonomy places the organism in Eukaryota, Metazoa, Chordata, Mammalia, Rodentia, Muridae.